This is a messenger RNA of Aphanomyces astaci, 1258 nucleotides long. RefSeq lists its product as hypothetical. Lineage: Eukaryota; Oomycota; Saprolegniomycetes; Saprolegniales; Verrucalvaceae. The transcript is spliced from 3 exons. Gene Ontology annotation, biological process: positive regulation of SREBP signaling pathway. The coding region runs from base 86 to 1096 and encodes 336 amino acids. The record is from RefSeq and is a predicted model, not a curated record.
CUUGCCGGCACUUUAGCGCGUCGAUUCCUCGCUCAACCGUUGUCGAUCAUCAUUGUGACGUGUUGUUGGGCGGUUGAGGACGACUAUGCAGCGGCAAGAACGGAUCUAUGACAGGACGCAGUCUGUGCGCGCAGCCUUAGCCUUCGAUACAUCUCCUCGAACACCGCCGCCGUCGACACCAGACCGAACGUACACCUGGAGACGUCAAGUCGCGGUCGCCGCGUACACGUGGCAAGUGGUCAAGGAGAUGGGUCGGCGGGGCUACGUGUGGUGCACUCGCACUAUGUCAUCGUGCUUUGUAGCUAUCGACCACCACUACAUCCGUUGCUUCAACUCUCAGUUUUCCUCGACGUCCCAACAACAACGGCGCCGCAUCACGCCAGUCCUCGCGCUCCUCCUCUUGCUCGUCGCAGCCACCGUCGUGCGUUUUGUCGUGUCCAUUCCGUACCAGUACUAUAAUCUGCACUACGUACGCCCCCACAAACCCACAGACGACACGAUUCAAGCGCACAUCCUGGUCGACGUCGCGCCGGGCCAAAAGGCCAAACCGCCGCCGCAUCUGCGCGGAGACACUUUCUACAUCGAACCGUGGACUGGCCAAUGCAAGAACACCGUCCACGGAUUGGUGUACGCGACGGACGCCCGCGGCAUCACGUGCAAACGAAGAAGUCUCAUGCCCACGGGCUGCUGUGGUGACGACGUGCGCUUCAGUUGCAGCACAUGCGACGUGGAAGCUCCGCACUGUUGUUUGGCGUACGAGCGGUGUGUGUCGUGCUGUAUGGGGCCUACCAACACCGCCCUAGUGCACGCGUUCUUGGCCCAUGCCGACCCCAAACAUCCCGUGUACGGCCAGCCGCCAUCGGACCUGACGCUGUUUGGCUUUUGCACGUUCCGAUGCCGGACGUCGUCGGCGGGGGUGCAGCACCAGAACUCGUACCGAAGUGCAAAGAAGCAUUGCUAUGGGGUGCACCGUCCGCUCAAGGAACUGGACGUGGUCAACAGCGACGAGUCGGCUCUGCACAACGCGACGACGUCACCGCCGAGGCACGACGAGUACGAGCCCCCGAUGGAUGGUGGACGUUCUCACCACGAGUAACAACGUUUACUUAGGUUGCGUGAACAAAUCCAAGUGGCCACCACGACGCCGCCAGUGCUGGAAUAUGAUCCGUUUUACAUAGGCAAGUCAUGAACGUCUCGCCUUGUCAAGUACGUUGGCUCCGCAUCCAAGGAUGUGAUGCUGUACCCCCCCCCCCCCCCG